This is a messenger RNA of Exophiala aquamarina CBS 119918, 1482 nucleotides long. RefSeq lists its product as uncharacterized. The record is from RefSeq and is a predicted model, not a curated record. Gene Ontology annotation, molecular function: transmembrane transporter activity. Gene Ontology annotation, cellular component: membrane. Gene Ontology annotation, biological process: transmembrane transport. Bases 1 to 1482 code for a protein of 493 amino acids. The transcript has 5 exons. Lineage: Eukaryota; Fungi; Ascomycota; Eurotiomycetes; Chaetothyriales; Herpotrichiellaceae.
AUGGCCUCCAACUCCGGUAAGAGCGGUGUCUGUGAGAUCGAGUCAAUCGACUUCGAUGGCCAAACUCCGACUGGUCUUCCGUCUCAUCCUGAUACGCACCUCUCUGAGAAGGAACAGCGUGAACAGGAGCGGCGCCUGAUCCGGAUAAUUGAUUUCCAACUGAUUCCCUGGCUCUGUCUGCUAUACUUGCUGUCCUUCCUCGACCGCACCAACAUUGGCAACGCCAAAAUUGCCGGGUUGCAGGCAGAUCUCAAGAUGACGAACAAGCAGUGGAAUGCUGCACUCGCAAUCUUCUUUGUUUCUUACUCGGUUUUCGAACCCGCAAGCAACGUGCUCCUGAAGAGGCUUCGGCCCAGCAGAUACAUUCCAGCCAUAAUGAUUCUCUGCGGUGUGGCCUGCACAUGUCAGGGGCUGGUCAACAACUUCUCUGGUUUAUGCGCCGCCCGCUGGUUUCUCGGCCUUUUCGAAGCCGGCCUCUUUCCAGGAUGCCAAUUUUAUCUCUCUUGCUGGUACAAACGCUCAGAGUUCGGCAUACGUUCCGCCGUAUUCUUCAGUGCCGCGGCCAUUGCAGGUUCCUUUGGCGGGCUUCUUGCCGCGGCCAUUAGCAAGAUACACGGUGUUGGUGGUCGUCCUGGCUGGGCGUGGAUAUUCAUUCUUGAAGGUCUGUUGACCAUCGUCAUUGGUUUUGCCUCCUUCCGGAUGGUGCACGACUUCCCACAAGAAGCCACAUUUCUGUCGGAAGACGACAAAACCAGGCUCCUCUACCGGCUGAGGAAGGAUCUACAAGCCAGUGCAGAGCAUGAAAGUUUCAAGUGGACGUAUGUCUGGGCCAGUCUCCGAGACCCGUUCACCUACCUGGCCACUCUCAUCUACGUUGGUGGCGGAGGUGGACUGUACGCCUUCAGCUUGUUCCUGCCAACGAUCCUGGCUGAACUAGGCUACAGCACAACCACCGCGCAGUUGAUGUCAGUGCCACCUUAUGCUGCAGCAGCGCUCCUGACGAUUGCCAUUGGUUGGAUCGGCGACAAGACCAGAAGGAGAGGCUAUUGCGGUGUCGCAGUGGCAUCGCUUGCAAUCAUAGGAUUCAGCCUGCUGCUCAGCGACGUAAAAACCCCGGUAAAGUACGCAGCAACAUUCCUUGCCGCGAUGGGUAUAUACCCGAUAAUUCCGAACUCGGUCAGCUGGCUGGCAAACAAUACAGAAGGUAUGUACAAGAGGGGGUUCACUCUGGGAUUUGCAAUGUGCUUUGCAAACAUUCAAGGCGUUGCGGUGAGCAACGUUUACCGUGGCAUGGACGCCCCCCGCUUCAUUCUGGGUCAUUCCAUGGUCAUGGGCUACGUCUGCUUGGGCACCUUUGCUGGUUCCGCCCUGUACUACAUUCUGCUACGUCGAGAGAACAAUUUGCGAAAGGCUGGAGCUCGCAAUCAUCUGAUAGAAGGGAAACAAGACAGCGAAAUCAGGUUGAUGGGAGACAAAAAGUAA